Molecule: messenger RNA, 1685 nt
Organism: Anguilla anguilla (European eel)
Lineage: Eukaryota; Metazoa; Chordata; Actinopteri; Anguilliformes; Anguillidae
Product: G-protein coupled receptor 183-like
Exons: 3
Coding region: 134-1186 (350 amino acids)
Biological process (GO): G protein-coupled receptor signaling pathway
Cellular component (GO): membrane
Molecular function (GO): oxysterol binding; G protein-coupled receptor activity
Source: RefSeq, a predicted model, not a curated record
GGCGACGGUCGCUGAAGAGCACAGGCAUGCUCGCUGGAUGGUGAAAAGGAGAUAAUUCAACACCGAUUUCAAAGCACUUACAUGGGAGUGACAAGAGCUUGAACACCUUUUGGGGAUUGCCUGAGAUAGCGUGAUGGUGUCGGAGACAUCUACGAACAGUGAAUUGACUGUGAGCGUUGCAAUGGACCCGAAUGCCAGCGCCGUCAACCAGAACUGCAGUGUGUACGAGCACACGGAGACGGCCCGGGUCCUGUUCCCCCUCUUCUACAUCCUGGUCUUCCUCUUCAGCGUCUCUGGGAACAGCCUGGUGCUCUACGUGGCCUGGCACAAGCAGCAGAAGUUCAACUCCACGUCGCUGUACCUGGUGAACCUGGCGCUGUCCGAUGCCCUGUUCGCGCUGGCGCUGCCCGGCAGGAUCGCCUACUACGUCCGCGGGUUCGACUGGCCCUUCGGCGACGUGGCCUGCCGGCUCACGGCCAUGGUGUUCUACGCCAACACCUACGCCAGCAUCGCCUUCAUGACCUGCGUCAGCCUGGACCGCUACCUGGCCAUGGUGCACCCGCACCGGCUGCGGUGCGCACGGGAGCCGCGGGUGGUGCGCGGGGUCUGCGCCCUGGCGUGGACGCUGGUGCUGCUGGCCAACGCGCCCCUGCUGUUCCGCAGCAUGCUGGAGAAGGUCGGGGGCAAGUGGGCCUGCAUGGAGUACUUCAGCCUGGAGGGCUCGCCGGCGCUGCUGCGCCUCGUGCUCCUGGCCUGCGCGGUCAGCUACGGCGUCCCGCUGGCGCUAAUCCUGGGCUGCUACACGAGCAUCCGGUGCAAGCUGUCGCGGGCGGCCAGGCAGAACCCCGUGAUGGGCCACUCGGGGCGCGGUCACCGGGCCAACGGCAUCAUCCUGGUGAUCCUGGCGGCGUUCGUGGGGUGCUUCAGCCCCUACCACAUCGCCGUGGCGCAGUUCGCCGCGCGGCAGCUGCUCCGCCCGCCGUCCUGCCGCGAGGUGAAGGCCUUCAAGAUGGCCCUGCAGGUCACCGUCUCCCUGAUGAACCUCAACUGCUGCCUGGACCCCGUCAUCUACUUCUUCGCCAUCAAGACCUACAAGAAGAGGGUGGUGCGCCUGCUCAGGGGCUGCCAGCUCGCGUCCGGGCUGUCCUCCAGCGCCACGGCCGAGCACAGCAGCAGCAACACCUGAGGGGCCAGGGCUGGAGCCCGCAGUCAGACGAAACUGGGAGCCUAAACCAGGGCCUGUGACUGACAUCACAGCCACCACCACCUUCAGAUGAUUCUGAUUGGCUGAUGUCAGUCUCCAUGGAUGCGGGCCUGUGAGGUCAUGCUUCCAGAGGAUCGCAUUACUUAAGAUCGAACUCUGAACAUCAGUACCUGAACAUCACAUUUAUUUCUUUAACAUGCGAAUACUUUUUAUUCUAUUUCACAUUUACAACAAGUACAAGUUACAGAGCAGAUUGAAGCAUUUUACAUUGCCCUUUGCUAUAUGAUAUUCCUGAUAUUGGAACUGUAUGUAUAACAAGUAAAGUUUUAUGUGGAAUCACAGAUGAUGGUUCCAUUCAUAUGUGCCAUCUAGUUAAGAUCUGACUGUAUAAACAUCAACAUACUUUCAUGUCUCAUGGCACAUACGGUAAAUUCAUUAUAACGGUGUUUUUCAAAGCAUGUGUAUAUGUUAAGAAUGUAAU